This is a messenger RNA of Cyprinodon variegatus (sheepshead minnow), 1446 nucleotides long. RefSeq names its product MICOS complex subunit mic25a-like. The transcript is spliced from 9 exons. The record is from RefSeq and is a predicted model, not a curated record. Lineage: Eukaryota; Metazoa; Chordata; Actinopteri; Cyprinodontiformes; Cyprinodontidae. Gene Ontology annotation, cellular component: mitochondrion; MICOS complex. Bases 118 to 888 code for a protein of 256 amino acids.
CCCUAACCCAUCUGUGUCACCCAUUCUGUCAUUGGGCAGGACAUAAACACUGUUUCAUGGUCUCUACAACGUUUAGCUUCCAAGUACUAAGUGAACUAUCAGGUGAUUGAGUGAGUUAUGGGUUCGGGGGAGAGUACAACCAGGAAAGUGUCCUUCGGCGUGGAUGAUGAGGACAGAGUGAGGAUUCUCCGUGGGAUAAAGUUGUCAGAGGAUGUACUCCAGAGGAUGAGAGGAGUGGCCAACAUUCCUCCUGAACCUUCCCCUUCAUCAUCAGCAUCAUCGCCGGCCCCAAGUCCUCCGUCAGAAAAAGGUGCUUCUCAAGCAAAGCAGAGCUCCCAACCCCGGGCCCAGACCAGCAGCAAGCCCAGCAGGUCGGCCUCAUUCUCCAAAGAUGAACAGAGAAGGUAUGAGAGGCAGCAGGCAAUACUGAAGGACGAGCUGGCCAAGAUGGCGGAAAGAGAGAGGGAGGCAGCGAGGGAGGAGGUGGUGAAAGCCAUGAACCGGGAACGACAACAGGCGCGCCAGGAAGUGCAGAGGGCCAAAGAAUUGUCUGCCGAUGAGAUAGAAGCGACGGCGCAGCAGCUCCAGAAGAAAGACUCGCAGCUGAAAGCACUGGAAGCCUUCUACAGGGAGCAGCUGGCUCAGCUGGAGCAGAGGAACUUGGAGAGAUUCAAGGAGAGUAAAGAUCAAUUCCACCAAGCUGCCUCCGUGACAGAAGCAAGCAUCAAGUCUCGUAACACAGCUCCUGUGUGUCCUGGCCUGCAGGCUCAGAUUCUAUCCUGCUAUAAGGACAACAAGGACCAAACCUUGAAGUGUUCAGACUUGGCUAAAGAAUACAUGCAGUGCAUCAAUGCUGCAAAGAAGAACCUGCUGGUGAACCAUGGAUGAAGACUGGGAAGAAGCGGAAGGAUAAGAGCUGUGUUCGACGGAUUAGACACUAUGAGUAGCAUGUGCUAUCCUCCUGUUUGGACUAAGAAAGAAAUGAUUUGCUUUUAGCAUGCCUUGUCAAUAAACUUCUGUUUGGUUAUUUAUCUACAGUAUCUUGCGUUGCCACUCAGUGCUUCGCUUACAGGGCAACUUUAAAAUGAAGGUGUGCAUUUACUUUAUGGUUUUGAGUCAUUGCAUUUUUAAUCCUGCCAUAUCUACCAGAGGCGCAGAGAUGUGUUCAGGGUCAGUCCGCUAUCUGCCAAAGCAAGGAGUCAGUUCACGUCCGCAACUCUGCUGCUUCAGACAUAAAAAGAGGAAGAAAAAGACUAGAGUUGUGUGUUUGUUGAAUGCAGAGUACAGCAAUCAGGGUUUGAUUUUGAUCUGACAGAGAAACUGGUUUUUGCUUUAAAAUGUAAUGAGUUUUGCAUUGUUCUAACAACAUGGGAGUAAGCUCUGGUUAUCCUGGCAGUGACUGUAAUGUGUGUGAUUGAAUAGGAAUCUUAUUAAACCCUUCAUAUC